AUUGGUUGAGUUUAAAAUACAAAACCGCGGUGGAUAAUCAAAUGUUCGGAGUACUGCGAUCGGCAUAACCUGUUUCAAUGGACAUUAUUGUACACAUUCUGUCAAGAACCCGAAUAUAAAAGCCAGUGAGGAAAAUGAUGGAAUCAUGUUUAAAUUAUAAACCCGAAAGGGUGACUGCUAUAACUGUUGAAGAUCUCAAGAAGGAUUUGCUGGACGACUUUUCCAAUAUUUCAACAUUAUCUCAGGAGUCACUAUCAGACAAAGAACACUUGCAGGUGUACCUUCGCGUAAGGCCAUUUACUAACGCUGAACAAGAAGCUGGAGAAUCUCAGCAAUGUGUAGAAGUUGAGGGUCCAGACACAGUGGUGCUGAAGGCACCCAGAACAUCUCUGUCGGCCAGGCUCAGCGAGAAGCCGGUGCAGACGGCUCAGAGGUUUCGUUUCUCUCAGGUGUACGGGCCGGACACCACCCAGCGACAGAUGUUUGAUGGAACUGCCAAAGGCCUGGUGAAAGAUGUUCUAGAGGGAGGAAACUCCCUCAUCUUUACUUAUGGAGUGACCAAUGCUGGGAAGACAUUUACAUUUCUAGGGCCUGAGGCUGAUGGUGGGAUAGUGCCACGGUCCCUGAGGGUGAUUUUCCAAAGCAUUGAAGGUCGCAUCUACACACAGAACAACAUGAAGCCCCACAGGUGUAUGGACUUCACCAGACUCACCAAAGAUCAGCAGGACGAGGAGUUCACCAGCAAGAAAAACCUACUGAGACGCCUGAAAGAGACUGACGUUCAGAAGAGCCUCACGUGUAAAACCUUUUUGGAAGGUUCAACCUCUAGUGAUAUUGACAUGCAGGGGGAGGAAGAGUGUGUCAGUUUGGAGGGCGACUCAAACACAAAGUACUCAGUGUGGGUGUCCUUCUGUGAGAUCUACAACGAGACCAUUCAUGACUUGUUAGAGGUCCUGCCAAAUGGCCCAGUGAGGAGAACAACCCUCCGUCUCUCACAAGACGUGAAGGGAAACACUUUUGUCAAAGAUCUCAAAUGGAUUCAAGUAAACAAUGCGGAGGAGGCUUACAGAGUGUUAAAAAUCGGACGGAAGAACCAGAGUUUCUCCUCCACAAAGCUCAACAAUGUCUCCAGCCGAAGUCAUAGCAUAUUCUCCAUCCGCAUUCUGAGAAUCGAAGAUAUUGGUGUGCCUCGAGUCCUGACCAUUAGCGAGUUGUCCUUAUGUGACCUGGCUGGCUCGGAGAGGUGUGCAAAAACCCAGAACAAAGGUGAGCGUCUGAAAGAGGCGGGGAACAUCAACACAUCGCUGCUGACUCUGGGGAAAUGCAUCACUGCACUCCGGCUCAGCCAGACACAGCCAAAAUACCAGCCACACAUCCCCUUCCGGGAAAGCAAGCUCACUCACUACCUUCAGGGCUUCUUCUGUGGGCGGGGCAAAGCCUGCAUGAUCGUCAACAUCAACCAGUGUGCCUCCAUGUACGACGAGACACUCAACGUCCUCAAAUUCUCCGCUGUCGCACAGAAGGUGGUGGUUCUGACCACACGGCCCGCUGUACCUAAGCGGGAGAAGUCUGGCCGGGAGGUGUCGUUCAUAAUCAACGAUGCCGAUCGGCGCCACCUGUGGGCCAAGCGGAGGAGCACACUCAUGGCCUGGGAGACCACGCUGGAGGAUGUGCAGGAGGACGAGGACGACGAAGAGGAGAUGGAGGACGAGGAAGAGGAGGAGGAUGAGGAAGAAGAAGAAGAUAGUGCUGAUGAGACGGUGGCUGAGGGCACCGUCCUGGAGGCUGGAGAUGAAGAUGUGUGUGAGGCCCAGCGUGCCGUGAUCCAGCAGCUGAAGGCCAAGCUGACCCAACAGCAGGAAGAGAACCUGGCUCUGGAGUCUCGCAUCCGGGAGGAAGUGACCUCCGAGUUCAUGGAGCUCUUCUCUAAAAUGGAGAGUGACUACAAUGAGCGUCUUCAGAAGGAGAAGGAAAUCAUCGAGGAGCGGGCAGAACGGCGGCUGGAGAUCCUGAAGGACCUGGUCAAGAAGAACGCCAGCGAGUUUGCCGCAGCGUCCACAGAGGAUGCAACAAAGGAGGAGUUCAUGGACAGCUUGAUCGAGGCCAUGCGUAGUGACCUGGCCAAAAUCAAGCGUGACGCCGCCGAGGUGCAGACCUGCCUGGUGACGGCCGAGUCACCGGCAGCCACAGCCGGCCUCCGCAAGCAGGUGGACGAACUGGCCGAGGAGCUCCUUACUAGCCAGCAGCUUCUAGGCCUCAAGACCAGCGAACUGGAGAGCGUCAAAGCCCAGGCAGAGAGGACCAAUGAGAAGCUACAGGCAGUUCAAGAGAGUUACGAGGGUCAGACAUUGAAAGUUCAGGAGCUCAUGGGCAUGUGUCAUGAGAAAGACGCCAUGAUCGCCAAACUGCAAGAGACUCUGGACCACAGCAUAGAGACCACUACCAAUGAUAGAUAUUUGAUUAACGCGAUCAGAGAGGAAAUCUUACACUUCAAGCAGAAUUGUCGGUGCAGCCCGGCCGAGGGCGGUGCGGAUGCCUGUGACCGGAACAAAGACGCCCGCUGGGGUCCAGACAGCACCCCCAGGGGGGUUGACCGUCAGGCAGCAGACGACAGCGAAAAGCUACGCGCUGAAGUGGAGCAGCUGCUGGCAGAGGCCAAGGCCAAAGACGAGCGCCUGGACGAGCUCGGGCGGAAGCUUUUCUCGCUGGAGCAGAGCGUCCAGGAGCAGACCGCCGCGCUGGCCGACGAGGCGCAGCUCCACGAGGCCGCCCUGGCCUCGCUCGACAGGGAGCGGCUGGAGAUGGCCUCGCUAGAGGCCGAGAGGAACGCGCUGGCCGAGGAGCGCAAAAGGCUGCGGGUGGAGACCGGCGAGCUGACCUCCAAGGUCGUCGCUGCGGAGACCGAGGCAAGGCUUCGCGCCGAGGAGGCCAAGACGGCAGAGGAAGAAAUGGCCAAGCUCGGCAGGGAGCGUCAAGCGGCCAGGGCGCAAGCCAAGGAGCACGAAGAGGAGGCCCUGAAGAAGUCCAAGGCGGCCGCCGCGUUGGAGCAGGAGGUCGAGAGGCUCAAGGAGAAAGCCAAACUGGACGCGAGCAAGACAAAAGAAGAGGUGGCACGACUCCGAGAGGAGCUUCAAGUGGUCCGUGCGCAGGCCAAGGAGCACGAAGAGGAGGCCCUGGAGAAGUCCAAGGCGGCCGCCGCGUUGGAGCAGGAGGUCAAGAGGCUCAAGGAGAAAGCCAAACUGGACAAAUCCCAGGACGGUGGUCAGACAUUCAGCGAAGCCCUGCACGGCCUCAAGGAGGAGUGUGAGAACCUUGCCAGGACAUCGCUGACCAAGAACGAGCGCAUCAAGGAGCUGGAGCGCGAGCUGAAAGAGGCCCACUCGCAGCUCCAGCAAAUGGAGGAGGUCUGCGGGGAGCUGGAGCAGCUCUGCGACCAACAGCAGGGCGAAGCCGGGACCCGCCAGGCCCAGCUGGAUAUCGCGCUACUGGACCUGGAAGACGGCACAAAGCGUCACGCUGAGCUCCAGAAGGAGGCCCAGGGGCUCAGGGAGCAGCUAGCCCACGUGGAGGAGGAGCGGCUCGUUGCUGCCAGAGAGGCAGGGGAGAGGGUGGCCGAGCUGGAGAGGCAGCUGCAGGAGGCCGAGACCCUGAGGCAUGGCCUGGAGGAGAAACUGAAGGGCCUGCAGAGCCAGAAUGGAGAUGAGCAGAGCCAACAGGACCGCAGCGGAGUGGCCACAGCGGAGUUGGAGGAAGCUCUUGCUCAGCAGAAAGCCAACAUGGAGACCGUAACAAGAGAACUCUCAGACCGCAAAGAACAGGUGAAGGAGAACUUGAAAGUCAUCAAAAGCCUUGGCCAAGAUCUGAAGCUGAAGGAUCGAGACAUCUCAUGGCUGAGAGAACAACUGCGAGAUCGCGAAUCGGAGAUCGAGCAACUGCUAUACAAAAUAAGCCGGAUCAAUGACGAGAACAGUACCUUGCAACGUCGACUCAGCGACACAGAGAGAAUCAAGAAUGAGACCCUGAGCGACCUGAGGCUGAAAGAUCAGACGAUUCUCCAGCUUAAGACUGAUCAGCCUAGCUACGUCCAAUUGGCAGAAAGUCCCCAUCAGUCCCUGAAAGUCGAUCGAGAUCUUCCAGCUAAGGAGCGGUUCAUCCAGGACUUGCGGUCGGCAUUGUCCGACCAGAGGGUGCCGGCUGAGCAGGAGCAGCUGUUGGAGGCCAAGCUGAGGGAGAUCGAGUCUCUCACGUCAGAGCUGAUGAAUCUGAAGGAGCGUUGUCCACAGGAAGGCCCCUCACCGAGCUUGAGGGUUGGGAGUGGAGAGCUCUCAGACAUGAGGCCAGACGAGACUAGCCGAGUUAAUAUGGAGAACAUCAUGAGGGUCCCUAAUGAGAAGGGUGAAUCUACGCUGGAGGAAGCACCCGGACGUGGGUCGGCCCUCUCCACAGAUCCAUCCAGGGGGGAGGAGGGGCAACAGAACCCUCUGGAGGACCCCCAGCAAGAGAAGCUUCUCACUGAUGUGUGUAUCCCUGCAACCCCUGUGUCAGUGGCAGAAGAAGAGGGGUCAAGGUCCGAGGAAAAACAUGAGGGCACGGCGGCAACCACCCCCAAAUCAGAGAGCGAGAACACCAAGGAGGUCAGCACUGGGCUCCACUCCAGACUCGCAGAGCCCCUGGGAGAUACCACCUCCCUGACACAAGAGGCCUCGGUUCUGGACUCGUCCGAGGGGAUCUGGGGCAGCUCCGUGGCCCGGCGGCUCCACAACCAGUCGGACCUGGACAUCAGCUUCACCCCGCCGACGGAACGCAUCAACAGGUGGGUCCAGUGGGGCAGCGAGGAGCGGCCCAAGCCCUCGCCCAAACAGAACCGGCCGCGGCGCACUUCCCGUAAGAGGAGGAAACCAGCGGAGGGGCAAGUACAGUCUGAGAAUAGAAGUGAGGAGGACCAAACCAAAAAGACCACGCCACUGAAAAGACUUUCCCAGAUGAAUCAUCAAGAGUCCCCCACUGUUCUGGGCAAGGCGGCCAGUGAAAUCAGGCAGCAGGGGUCUCCGGCCUGCCAGAAGAACAAAGGCCCUCAUGGACGCGGCUUUCAGACGGGCGGCCACUCUACUCAGCCCUCCUCGGCUGUCCUACGCAGCAAAGUGAAGAGCACAUCGUCCAGCAAGUCUCCAGAGCCUCCGAGUGCAACCCAGGCCGGCAGGCCCCGCCGGACCAAGCGCAAGCUCUACAAGGCCGACACCUCCACGCCCCUGGACUUCGGCAGCCCUCCCGUGGUGGUCGCUGAUCGAGACGACAAGGAGAGCGAUCACUUGAUCAUCAAGCGGAAACUCAGGACGAGAACGGCAAAGAUCUGAGUCUGGUCAGAGUUUUAACAGUGUACAGUACAGGCUUCUGUGUUUGUGUUUUUAUGUAAAAAAAAAAAAAAAUCCAAAACGUUCAACAUUUUGGUGUUUUCUUUUCAGUAAACUCAAAAACAAAC
Messenger RNA from Alosa sapidissima (American shad), 5479 nucleotides. RefSeq names its product kinesin family member 20Bb (gene kif20bb). Bases 135 to 5354 code for a protein of 1739 amino acids. The transcript is spliced from 32 exons. Gene Ontology annotation, cellular component: spindle microtubule; nucleus. NCBI's taxonomy places the organism in Eukaryota, Metazoa, Chordata, Actinopteri, Clupeiformes, Clupeidae. Gene Ontology annotation, biological process: mitotic spindle assembly; microtubule-based movement. The record is from RefSeq and is a predicted model, not a curated record. Gene Ontology annotation, molecular function: plus-end-directed microtubule motor activity; microtubule binding; ATP binding.